AUGUCGAACACCUCUUCCGUUGAUCAUGAUUCGCCCACCAAGUCCGAGUGCCUGGAGCUGUUCCGGUCGUUGAAGAACAAGGACGAGCUCUCGCGCUCUUGCAAGGAGAUCAUGCAGAUGAUCACAGCCAACGACAAGGGCGUCAUGGAGAACGAUCCACUGAACACUCACGGCAGCAGGAGGACCCGUGGUGGAAUCAGCCACGCUGCGCUACAGCGUCGCUUCACGGGCAAGAUGUCGGGCGGCAGCCUCUCGGGCUAG
Hyaloperonospora brassicae is the source of this 261-nucleotide messenger RNA. NCBI's taxonomy places the organism in Eukaryota, Oomycota, Peronosporomycetes, Peronosporales, Peronosporaceae. The record is from the annotation of a GenBank genome assembly.